This is a messenger RNA of Serpula lacrymans var. lacrymans S7.9, 2979 nucleotides long. It is a transcript of the gene nps5, whose product is annotated as putative aminoadipate reductase. The transcript has 14 exons. The record is from RefSeq and is a predicted model, not a curated record. Gene Ontology annotation, molecular function: phosphopantetheine binding. NCBI's taxonomy places the organism in Eukaryota, Fungi, Basidiomycota, Agaricomycetes, Boletales, Serpulaceae. Bases 1 to 2904 code for a protein of 967 amino acids.
AUGUACGUCUUAUGGUCUAGUAUCUCUACUACCUUCUCUCCAUUGACUGUUUCCUUUCAGUAUACUAAGUACACUUACGCUCAACUCGAUGCUUCUGCAUCUCUCCUUGCACAUCACCUUAAGGACACGGGUCUCGUGCCUCCUCGUGCUAAAGGAGAUGCCACCAGUAAGAUGACGGUUGGCCUCCUUGGGUCCAGUACCAUAGACUACGUCGUCACUGAGCUAGCCCUUUACCGAAUGGGUUACUCUCAGGCUAAAAAUCCCGAAAAGACUACCUGGGAACCAAUACUUAAUUGGAAAGAUGAAUUUUUCUUACCAGUAACAGUCAUUCAUUCCAGUGGAUCUACUGGCUUUCCCAAACCAAUUAUAGCAACGAACAAGGCCGCUAUAGGUAAUUGUGCAAACAAUUUCGGCCUUUGCAGCCUGACUACUCUACCUUUGUAUCAUGGUCAUGGACAUUCCAACUUAUUCCGUGCAAUUCACUCUGCCAAGACACUCUAUCUAUUUCCUACUGGCAGCAUUCCACUCACGUCUGCCAAUGUCAUAAAGUUACUAGGUCAAGCUCCCGACGUGGAGGGACUUUAUGGUGUUCCUUUAGCGCUGAAGCUUCUUGCUGAAACCUCAGAAGGUCUUGCAGUUCUCAAGAAGUUGAAACUGGUCAUGUUCGGGGGUAGUGCAUGCCCAGAUGAACUAGGCGAUUUUCUCGUGGCGCAAGGUGUACGUCUCCUUGGGCAUUAUGGACUAACUGAAAUGGGCCAACUUAUGACCUCCUUCCGAGACUUCGAGAAUGACAAGCUGUGGAACUGGGUGCGAGCCAAAGGCCCAUAUGUAAAGAGUAACGUGAACGAUUUUAUGAGAUUCGAAGAUCGAGGUGAUGGCAAGUACGAGCUCUAUGUCUUGGACGGAUGGCAUACAAAGGUUAUGAGCAACCAACCAGACGGUUCAUAUGCUACCAAGGAUCUUCUCAUCAAGCACCCCACACUACCUGAUGCCUAUAAGUUUGUAGGCCGAAUAGAUGACACACUUGUGAUGGUCAAUGGUGAAAAGACAAAUCCGGUCCCUAUCGAACUCACACUACGCAGUUCACCAUAUAUUGCCGAUGCCAUAAUAUUUGGUACUGCACGGACUCAGAUUGGUGGCCUCAUCCUUCCUACUGAAGCUGCAAAGGAUUUCAGUGCCGUUGAAUUUACAAAUGCUAUUGCGCCGACGGUUGCACUCGCUAAUUCUGAUGCCCCAUCGCACUCUCAGCUUGCGGCUGAGGCUUUAGUGUUCUUACCAUAUGGUACAGUAAUUCCGCGUGCGGAUAAAGGAAGCAUUCUGAGACCAAAGAUCUACAAGGAGUUUGAGAAGACAAUAGACGAAGUGUAUCGGCGCCUUGAGGGUGAACUUGAUGGAGGCAAGAAGACCAAACUAGAAGGGGAAGAAGAAGCCAGACGUUUUGUCAAGAAGCUAAUUGGGGAGACUAUUGAGAGGCCCAUUGACAAUUUGGAGGAUGAUACAGAUUUAUUCGAAUGGGGUUUAGAUUCUCUACAGUCAACCAGAAUUCGUAAUGCUAUUCAGAGAGGUGCUGACCUCAAUGGCAAGAAAUUGUCCUCCAACGCUGUUUUCGAGAACCCAUCAAUAUCCAAGAUUGCUAAACUCAUCGUUGCUUUCACGUCCGGCGAUGAAUCGGAGCUAGGACGCCAGAAUGUCAAGGACAUUAUGCUCAAUCUUGUUGAGAAGUACAGGCAUUUCGAGAUCCCUUUAAAAACGAAUGGAACCAACGGACAUUCGAACGGCGUUCAUUCAUCUCGUGUUGUCGUCAUGACAGGAGUGACAGGGUCGCUUGGCGCCUACCUUCUUGAUGAAAUGAUCGCUGAUCCGUCUGUGGAGACAGUGUACUGUCUAUGCCGCGCAAAGAGUGACACUGAGGCAGCAGCUCGUGUGAAUGCUUCAAUGAAGACCCGUAGAUUGCUCUCUCGAUAUUCACCAGGUGAUGGCCGAGUUGUCGCCCUCGCUUCUGAAUCUGCUGCGGAGAGACUCGGAUUACAGCCCGAUGUAUACGAUGAAAUUGUCAGCCGGGCGACGUUGGUCAUACAUAAUGCGUGGGCGGUCAAUUUCAAUCUUGGAAUAUCUAGCUUUGAAACUCACAUUCGUGGCGCUGUCAACUUGAUGAACCUUGCGCUUGCUUCUCCACGCAAGGCGGACUUCUACUUUGCAUCUUCAAACAGCGCCGUGGCGUCAUGGCCAGGGCCCGAGCCUGUACCUGAAAUUGUGACAAACGACCCAUCUGUCGCACAAGGCCUCGGAUAUGCGCAAUCGAAGUGGGUCACUGAGAAAUUAUGCCAAAUUGCGUCACAGACGACACCUCUACGCGCCGGGGUGUUGCGUAUUGGACAAAUGGUCGGUGACUCUUCAAAUGGGAUAUGGAACGAAACAGAAGCAAUAUCUCUUAUCUUCAAGUGUGCGAACACUGUUGGCGUCCUUCCAGACCUUGAAGAGAACGUUUCAUGGCUUCCGGUGGAUUACGCGGCGAAAACUAUUGUAGAACUCGUUAACCUGCCUCCCUCUUCUCUUCCUGUAGGCGAGCCUCCUGUAUGGCACGUGCUGCAUCCUAAACUGGUCCCCUGGGCUUCCGUCCUCGAGUCUCUCCGACGAACAGGCUUGACAUUCAAAGUCCUUCCCCGGCGCAAGUGGCUUGACGCCUUACAAGAGAGCAGCACCGACGAGGUCCUCAACCCGAGUCGAAAAUUGCUUCAAUUUUACCAGAAUAAAUAUGGCCCGGAGGUGUUGCCCGUUCGAUAUCCUUUGGUGACAGCGCAGACGCAGGCUGGCAGCGAGAGUCUGAGAAAUGCACCGAUAGCCGACGAUGCACUUGUAGCGAAAUGGGUGACUGCUUGGAGACAGACUGGGUUCUUGCAUUGACGAGCUACGAGUGAUGUACAAUUUGUCUUGUGUACCAGUAUGAACCAGGAUCCUUGAGAAUGGCUAUGGUGAGGC